ACCUUCCUAUUCUAGAUGUGUAGUUCGAUCCUCAAGUUUACACAGGAUAAGACAGAGCUGUGUCCGUGUCCUUUUCCAGCCACGUGCCUGGUUCUAGGAGAAAUCUUCCCCGAGUGUAUAAAGACGAAUGCCGUUGUGCAAAAUCAUUCCUCUGUAGAAUUUCUUUGUGCAUUGAUAACCGAGCGUCCCGGCAUAAACAUGAAGUCUCUCAUCGUCUGUUUCGCUGUCUUAGCUGUGGGAUAUGCAGCAACAACACCACCAGCAACUUCCACCCCGACUCAAACAGACGCGGUCACCAUGCCAACAACGUCUUACCCGUACGACUUCACGUGCACGGCGGCAAAUGCCGACUCGUACGUGGAGAUUCAGUGCUGGGGCUACAAGCAAUGCAUCAACGGACAGCCCUACGUGCACCGCUGUACUGGAGGACAGGUUCUGGAGAGGGACACCAUGACCUGUGUCGACUCCGGCAACACCGACUGCAAAGUAGUAAAGGAUUGCACCAAGCGGCCCGAUGGAAUGUAUGCCGACCUGGGUGACAAGUGCCAGAGCUACUACAGAUGUUUCAGGGAGGAAAAUCUGGGACACUUUUACUGUCCCGCCACCUUGGUGUUCAAUGAAGCUCUACAGAUCUGCGACUACAAGAAGAACGUGCCCCUGUGCUCAUCCUAAGCUAAAUAAAAACGUGCUAGACACGAGAUCUUCGCCACAACUGGAGUUUUGUGCGUGUUUGUCAAUUUUGAAAUGGCUUGUCGUAGAUUUAACCAAUGAUUUGUGAUUUGUCUUCAGUUAAAUCAGUCAGUUAUAAUGAUAAUCAACAAUAUAAUCUUAUACAUUUUGCAGUGUUGUUGGUUUUGUAUGUGAGUGAUUAUGCUUUGUUUCUGUUAUUGUUUUAAGGAUUUCUUCCAAAAUACAGACUCCUUUAUGUUCCUUCA
Messenger RNA from Aplysia californica (California sea hare), 935 nucleotides. Its product is annotated as chondroitin proteoglycan 1. The transcript has 5 exons. Gene Ontology annotation, cellular component: extracellular region. Gene Ontology annotation, molecular function: chitin binding. Bases 16 to 672 code for a protein of 218 amino acids. The record is from RefSeq and is a predicted model, not a curated record. NCBI's taxonomy places the organism in Eukaryota, Metazoa, Mollusca, Gastropoda, Aplysiida, Aplysiidae.